AUGUCUGGAGUUAGUGAAACAGGAUCGACCACCAAUACUGCCACAUCGGGCCCCACACCCUCAGGACCCCCUCCCCACAGCACCACAGUUACAGCAGUAAUAUCUAGCCCAAUGACAACUACUGCAACUAUUACUACUGCAGUCGGAUCUACUGUCACCACCACCACAACUUCAGGAAUAUCAAUGUCAGAACCUACAGCCAGCACUACUGUCUCACCACCAUCGGUAUCAACAAGCCCAGUGACAGCCAUCACCUCAGAAAUCACUGAAACAGGAUCGACCACCAAAACCACCACUUCGGGCCCCACACCCUCACUACCACCUCCCUACAGCACCCCAACAGUAACAGAAACUACUAGCCCAAUUUCCAACAGUGCAACUUACAGUACUCCAGUAAGAACUACUGCCAUCAACACAUCAACAACUUUUGGACUAUCUUCUUUAGAGCCUACAGCCAGCACUACUGUACCUCAGUCAUCCGUAUCAAGUCCCGUGUCAGUCACCACUUCUGGUACAACUCCAACAGAAUCUUUUACCACAACUUCAGGAACUACCUCUAGUAAUUUUACUAUGAUCACUGCAAGCACCAUCACCUCUGGAAUUCCUUCCUCUGGCUCAACUAGUAGUACUUCUGGUCCAAUUGCAACCUCAAGUGCAGUCACUCUUCCAGGAAGUUCUACAUACAGUACAGUUACUAAAUUCAGUGCUUCAAGUCUACCACCAACCACUCCUGGAAAAAAUUGUUCUAUUUCACCUAAUGAAUCUUAUGCGGUGAGUAGAUUUCUGCUGUGGGUGGAGACUAACCACAUAAUUUCAAUGUUUUAG
Messenger RNA from Nestor notabilis (Kea), 825 nucleotides. RefSeq names its product spermatogenesis and centriole associated 1 (gene SPATC1). The record is from RefSeq and is a predicted model, not a curated record. The coding region runs from base 1 to 825 and encodes 274 amino acids. Lineage: Eukaryota; Metazoa; Chordata; Aves; Psittaciformes; Psittacidae. The transcript has a single exon.